AUGUCGUCUAGCUACACCGUCCACGUCUCCGGCCUCGCGCCCGAGACCACCGACACCAAGCUGUCGGACUUCUUCUCCUUCUGUGGCAAGCUCACCUCCGUCAAGAAGAACGGCACCGAGGCCGACAUCACCUUCGAGAAGCAGAGCGCUAUGCGCACUGCCCUUAUGCUCAACGGCGGUACUCUCGACGGCGCUCACCUCACCGUUACCUCUGCCUCGCCCGAGGCCAACACUGACAAGGCGUCGACCCCUCCCCCUGCCGACUCUGAGCCGACCAUUGCCCAGGAAGACAAGCCCAAGGCCGCGAUCGCAGCCGAGUACCUCGCGAACGGCUACCUCCUCGGUGACAACAUUCUGCAGAAGGCGAUCGACAUUGACAACAAGCAGGGUAUCUCGUCUCGUUUCCUGAACUUUGUCAACAACAUUGACAAGAAGGCUGGUGAGCGCCUGGUCGGCGAGGGCCACACGGUGUCGCAGAAGCUGCGCGAGGACGCCGCGACCGCGUACGCCAAGGCCGAGCAGGUCGACAAGGACAAGGGCGUCUCGGAGCGCUUCCACCAGUACUACACCAAGGCGCUCGGCACGCCUCUCGGCCAGAAGGUCGCCAACUUCUACACCCAGACCCAGAAGCAGCUCCUCGACGUCCACGACGAGGCCAAGCGCAUCGCCCAGGAGAAGAAGGCCGCCUCUGGCGCCGCGACCCCCGCCCACGUCGAGGGCUCCGAGACCGCCCCCGCUGCCACCUCCGCCUCCACUGGCGCCACCGAGAAGGCCGACACGGCCGCCGCUGCCCCCGCCACUGAGAAGUCGGCCUAA
Trichosporon asahii var. asahii CBS 2479 is the source of this 816-nucleotide messenger RNA. RefSeq lists its product as uncharacterized. The coding region runs from base 1 to 816 and encodes 271 amino acids. The transcript has 5 exons. NCBI's taxonomy places the organism in Eukaryota, Fungi, Basidiomycota, Tremellomycetes, Trichosporonales, Trichosporonaceae. Gene Ontology annotation, molecular function: RNA binding. The record is from RefSeq and is a predicted model, not a curated record.